Helicoverpa zea (corn earworm) is the source of this 4013-nucleotide messenger RNA. RefSeq names its product dnaJ homolog subfamily C member 11 (gene DnaJ-17). NCBI's taxonomy places the organism in Eukaryota, Metazoa, Arthropoda, Insecta, Lepidoptera, Noctuidae. The coding region runs from base 94 to 1821 and encodes 575 amino acids. The record is from RefSeq and is a predicted model, not a curated record. The transcript has 13 exons. Gene Ontology annotation, biological process: cristae formation.
GUCAUUGCAGCGGCUAACUAACGUCUAGACAUCUAUCACUGGAGGGACUAGUUGUUGGUUUUUUAGUAUAAAAAUUAUAUUUUACCAUAGAAAAUGGACGAAGAAGGCGAGAAUAUUUUGCUCGAAGAUAAUUACUAUCAAUUGCUGAAUGUUUCUAAGACGGCCCCACCAGAGGAAAUAAACAGCGCAUAUCGGCGUUUCUCACGCAUGUUCCAUCCAGACAAGCACAGCACUGAUCCAAACAAACAGAAAUGGGCCGAACAAAUAUUCAACAAAGUCAAGGAGGCUUAUGAGGUGCUUUCUGACUCACACAAGAGAGCCAUCUAUGAUACUUUAGGAAAGCGAGGCUUGGAGGUUGAGGGCUGGGAGAUAAUAUUCCGUACUCGCACCCCUAGAGAAAUCAGAGAAGAAUAUGAAAGGUUGAAACGCGAGAGAGAGGAGCGAAGGCUCCAGCAGAGUGCCAAUCCCCGCGGAACAAUCACACUGUCUGUCAACGCCACGGAUAUGUUCAUGAAAUAUUACGAUGAGUAUGAAAUUUUGGAAGAGCCGACUAUUAUACCAAAUAUUGAAGUAUCGGGCAUGACUAUACAGCAAUCAAUUGAUGCGCCAGUCACUCUAAGGAACACGAUGACUCUUUCGGGGAACAUAUCAACACAGAAUGGAAUAGGCACCGGUUCUGUAAACAUCUGCAACAGAAACCUUAGCUCUGAAAAAGGUUGGACAGAAGUGGAGUUUGGCAUAGGAAAUGGUCCACUUCUUGGUUUCAAGAUAUUUAGGACUCUGUCGCGAUUGAUGUUCCUGAACUGUGGGACGGUGCUGCAGUUCACGCCUCGGGGGAUAACGCCGAGCCUGAUAUCAACCAUGGCCGUACAAUUGGAUGCACACUCGGUGGGCUACUUGACCUACCGUGCCGGUGGCCCGGGAGGUUCUUCAAUGACGUCGAUCUACGUGCGCGAUUCCGAGAAGUACCACACUAACACCGCACUGCAGAUCGGAACGCCACACUCGUUUAUAUCGUUCAACAUCAUGAGGAAACUGCCGCAGCAUGAUAUGAAACUCAGGCUGGCUCUGAAGUUCGGAACAUUUGGCGCGAUUGCUGAGUACGGCGCUGAGAAAAAAGUGUCACAGAAUAGCAGCGUGUCAGCGGCCGUCAUGCUGGGCGUUCCCAGUGGUGUGAUGCUCAAACUCAAAUGGACAUGCUCGUCACAAACUAUCGUAGUACCCAUCCACUUAUGUGAAGAAGUGUUACCAUCGCCCGUGUUUUACGCUACCGUCGUGCCUCUGGUGUCUUGGUUGGUGCUAAAGAAGGUCAUCUUGGACCCCAUUGCGAGGGAGCGGCAGGAACGCGACAGGCAACGAUCUAUGGAGGCUAAUUAUGAAAGAUUACAAGAGAUGCAGCGGCAGGCCCGUGCGACUAUCGAACUGAUGAGAGAAACGUAUUCGAGGAUUAGGUCUGACGAAGAAAAGAAGAAGGGCCUUGUUAUCCUCCGAGCACUUUACGGAAAGUUACCUGCAAAUGCGUCAAGCCACGAGGUGGGCGCUGAGACGUCGGGCGACGGCACGUCUCCUGAGACGCCCGGUCCGUUCAGCGAAGUGGUCGACGUCACGAUACCGAUACAGUGCCUAGUUAAGGACUCGCGAUUAGAACUCAUUGAAGCUAGCAAGUACGAGCUGCCUGGAUUCUAUGACCCGUGCGUCGGCGAGGACAAACACCUGACUAUUCAGUACAUGUUUCACAAUAACUUGCAUUGCUGCACCGUCAACGACAGCCAAGCGCUCGUACUCCCGCGUAACAAUCAUCGGAUAAAGAAUAGAUCCUGAAAUUCAGAAGCGAACCGCAGGUACAAAUUUGUCGGCGCGUUCCCGCCCUCUUUCCUAAACUUAACGAGUAGACUCUUUCUGAUUAUGUCGAAAUGAAUGUUACUCUCAAAUCCAGAAAAUUAUCAUUACGAAGCUUUGCAACGAUAUAGGCAGCUUAUGACAUUCCAUUAUUUAUUACAGAAAAUUAUCUCAAAACAGGACACCAUCACAAAUUUUAUUAAGUUGCCACAUAAGUAUACAUAUAUUAUUUAAAGCGAAUAAUGCCUCGGUGAUGCGAAAUUCUAUAAAAUUCAAAUUAAUAAACAAUAAAAUAACGAUAUUAUGUUAUACAUAAUUUUGCCUAUACUCCUUUUGAGUAGGACCUUAAUUAACUAAAGAAAGCUAUUUAUUGUAUUUAUAUUGAGUUUAGCCGGAUUUUAUUUUUAAACUGUUUUUUUUUUUUUUUUUAAUAACAAGACUGUUUAUCUUUGGUUAAGUUCUCAAAUGGAGUAUAGCUAUAUUUCUUUGCACAGAUAAACUUGUAUCCCAAUGAUAUCCCAAUGACUUUGGCACAACUAUUAAAAUAUUAGGAAACUCAGUGGUUAAGCUAGCAUUUAAGUUCGGUUCCUAGUUCAACAGUUGUUGUAGUAAUACUGUCAGUAAUGCCGUAAAUAAUAAUAAAACUUCUCAGUGUUGAAGAUAUAAAAUCAACAUAACAGUAAAAAUAAAUCUUCAGAUAAUAAUUCACUGACAGAAAAGUUCAAAAGUUCUGAUACAAAAAUGCAUUUUGUUGGUUUUGAAGUAGAACUUCAUAGCAGUAAUUAUAGGACCAUACUACAUCUGUUAGUACCAAAAUCUAAAUAAAAGAGUAGGACCCGUGACGUCUCACCUACUUUAAAUUUGUUCCAAACAGUACUUUUACACAAAAUUCAAAACGUGUUGUAUUUUCGUUGUUAUUUCUUUGUAAGAGACAGGAAUAAAUAUGAGUCUACUAUUUUAGGUUUGUCUAAAAGACAGAUUAAUAACUUUUCAUUCCACAUGUCUAUUACAUGUACGAGUGGAAAAAAACAAUAUAAUCGAACAUUUAUUCGCGGAACGCAACUACUCUGAUACGAUCUCGCACGCACAUGGGAUAUUAUAUUAACACUCGGCUGUACAUUAAUCUUUCUGGAACCAUAAGAACUAUUUUUGAUAGUAAAUAACCAUAUUUUUGAUAUUCGACUAGACAACAUAUUCGCUGAUAAAAGAUCCGAAGUCAUAUUAUUCAAUGAAAGGUUUUUAUAAUAGUGUCCGGUGCUUGAUUAAAGCUAUGGCCACAUAAAUGCAGUAACAAUUUCGAAGAUGGCACAUGAAAAAGUGUGUAUUAUUAUGGUAUUCAACAUUCGUAUCUUUUGUCAAAUUGUCAAUCCUGAUCAUUUUUUUUAAUAACUUAGGUAAGGUUCAAAGUACUUUGUAGCGGUAUAUUUUAUUCCCGGUACAUAAAACCGUAGGAUAUCUGCCAUCCGUAUCAAGCGAACUUGACACUAGACUUAAUGAAGAGGAAAACCUUAGGGCACACAUUAUGUGUUACAUUAGAUGCUGCUAUAUCCUUUUACUAUAUCCAUCUUUUAAAACAUAUAACUAUCAAUAUUUCUAAUGUUUGUCGGUGGACUAUUUAUUAAGCAAAAGUACCUUAGAACUGCGACUUUAACGUUAAAGUUAAAACCAAAAAUCACACUUUUAUCGACAUACAUUCAUGUUGCCCGCAGUCAAUAGUUACAAGUUAUUUCCUAACUUUUAGUGUACCGGAAAAUAGCUCGUGUGUUUUUUUCUAAUUAAUAAGUCUCGCACAAAUCUAGUCGAUACUAGAAAAACAUCUACCUUGGAACUUGGCCUGCACAAAAAAGCUUGACUAAUUAAUUUUCUGGAUUUUGACAUGUUAGUUAGACGUAAAAGUUAAUUGUUGAACAGUUAGUUUGUUUGAUUUGUGCUUCGUCAGUGUAAUGAGAAGAGCAAAAUAAAUCGCCUGUCUUACUGAAAUACCUUUUUAGUAUUGUUUUGUAUGCCAUUUUUUGUAAAAUAAUUGACAAUUAAAUACGAGACAUCCAAAAACAAUGUAGCUCAUCCAGUGAGCUAAUUGAAUCCUGAGUUUAGUUUGUUGAUUAUAAAUAUUGUUUUUAAUUAAAAAAUGCCUUAAGGAAUAUAUACUGCGAAUUAAAAUAUGAUGUUGUUAA